Molecule: messenger RNA, 2376 nt
Organism: Mercurialis annua (annual mercury)
Lineage: Eukaryota; Viridiplantae; Streptophyta; Magnoliopsida; Malpighiales; Euphorbiaceae
Exons: 4
Coding region: 1-2376 (791 amino acids)
Biological process (GO): DNA integration
Molecular function (GO): RNA-DNA hybrid ribonuclease activity; nucleic acid binding
Source: RefSeq, a predicted model, not a curated record
AUGCCUUUCGGCUUGAAAAACGCGGGGGCAACAUAUCAGAGAGCGAUGAACAAAAUGUUCAGAGGCCUCGACUGCCUUGAAGUUUACAUAGACGACGUUGUGAUUAAAUCAAAUACCAGCGAAGUCCAUCUGUCCGACCUUCGGGAAGGUUUCGAACGCAUACGACGUAAUGGGAGAUUCAUAGCAAACACAGCAGGCCGACUUCGCAGCUGGAGUGUUUUGCUAAGAGGAAAAGAGACCGGUGAGUGGAUAUGGACGGACGAGCAACAGAGGGUGUUCGACGAUUUAAAAGGUUACUUGGCAAAACCUCCGGUUAUGACCCCUCCAAAGCCGAAUAAACCAUUGUUGUUGUAUCUAUCGGAUGCACACGAAUCCCUAGGCUGUAUGCUCGCCCAAGAGGACGAUGGGGUUGAAAGAGCAGUCUACUAUCUGAGCCGAGGACCGACGGAUACAGAGAUUCGCUAUACCGACAUAGAAAAAAUGUGUCUGUGCCUAUACUUUACAUGCUGCAAGCUGCGAUACUAUAUGCUGCCGGUAGUGGUGUACGUACUAUCCCAGACCGAUAUUAUUAAGUAUGUUCUAUCAAAACCAUACCUAAGAAAUCGGAUUGGGAAAUGGGCGAUUGCGAUGUCCCAAUUUACAUUGGUAUAUGUCCCCCAGAGGGCGGUCAAAGGACAGGUAUUAGCUGAUUUCUUAGCCGAUCAUCCUGGCAUUACCCUCACGGAGAAAACAAUCAGUUGUUGCGACAUCGCUGUUUGGGAGAUGUGGUUCGAUGGAUCCAGGACUAGCCAGGGGGAAGGCGCCGGAGUGCAUAUUAUCUCACCCCUAGGUGCAUCAUACCAGCUAUCAUUCAAACUCCAAUUUGAAUGUACCAACAAUCAGGCAGAAUACGAAGCCCUAAUUUUUGGCCUUGAGAUCCUGGCCGAACCGGGGGCAAGAGCGAUGAACGUCAGAGGCGAUUCGUUGUUAGUCAUUAAACAAGUGACAGGAGAGUUCAAAUGCGAGUCUGAGUUGUUGAUAAGAUAUUGCAACAAGCACGGUAGUGGGUACAAGGUAAACCUCCAGUUCGACGUUAUAGAGAGGGAGACGUCGAAUCUCCAUACCGGGGGCAUCACUGUCGACGAGAAACAAUUCUCGGUUUACCAGCUGGAUGUCACCCAAGAUUGGAGAGUCGAGCUCCUGAAGUGGUUUGAAGAGCCAGAUCCCCCGAAUAGAAGGUUGAGGACUUUGGCCCUAAAUUACGUUGUGUUAGCCGGCGAACUAUAUAAGAAGGGCUUUGAAGGGCUACUCUUCAGGUGUAUCGGUCCAAAAGAAGCGAUGCUUGCGAUGGCCGAGGUACACGAACGAAUAGCGGGCGCUCACCAGGCGGGCCCCAGAAUGAGGUGGCUGAUCCAUAAAUACGGCUUUUAUUGGCCGAAAAUGGAACAGGACUGCAUAAGGUAUGGCAAAGGUUGCGAAGCAUGUCAAAGAUUCGGCCUGAUACAGCACGUCCCGGCCGAAGACCUGCACUCCCUCAUCAAGCCAUGGCCAUUCAGAGGAUGGGCAGUCGACCUAAUAGGGAAGAUAUACCCUGGCUCGUCAGAUGGUCAUACUUUUGUAAUUAUCGCCACUUGCUAUUUUACCAAAUGGGUCGAAGCUAAGCCCUUGAAGUCGCCAACGCAAGAAGCUUUAAUCAAGUUUUUCAAAGAGUACAUCGUCCACCGACACGGGUUGCCCGAAUCUAUAACCACAGAUCAAGGGACGAUGUUUACGGGAGGCGAUAUAGCCGAAGCCACGAACAAAGCUAUCAAGCUUAUAGUUCAAAAGAUGAUUGAAGAGAACCCGGGACAAUGGCAUGUGCUCUUAUCAGAAGCAGUUUGGGCGAAUAGAACCAGUCAGAAGUCGGCCACCGGGACUUCGCCUUUCAGAUUGGUGUAUGGUUAUGAUGCGAUGUUGCCAAUGGAAUUGACUGUCACGUCUACUCGCCGCAGAUACCAGAACGAAUUAUCCAAGGACGACUACUUUGAUAAAAUGGUGAUAGACGCUUUAGACCUCGACGAAGAACGAUUGACGGCGUUGGAUCAUCUUGAAGCUCAGAAAAGAAGCGUCGAAAGGGCUUACAACAAAAGAGUGAAACGGAAAGCAUUUAUGGUGGGCGAUAUAGUAUGGAAGGCAGUUUUGCCUAUCGGCCAUAAAGAUAAUCGGCUCGGAAAAUGGAGCCCGAAUUGGGAAAGUUCCUUUAUCGUGGUCAACAAGUUAACCGGCAGUGCUUACCUGCUAGCAAACAUUGAUGGAGAAGAGCACGACAGGGCGAUCAACGGUCAGUUCCUAAAACAUUACGUCCCUAGUUGUUGGGAGAACGUUGACCGACGACUGUUUGGAGCCAACGAGGAGUAA